Molecule: messenger RNA, 4383 nt
Organism: Centruroides sculpturatus (bark scorpion)
Lineage: Eukaryota; Metazoa; Arthropoda; Arachnida; Scorpiones; Buthidae
Product: actin cytoskeleton-regulatory complex protein PAN1-like
Exons: 8
Coding region: 754-4014 (1086 amino acids)
Molecular function (GO): actin monomer binding
Source: RefSeq, a predicted model, not a curated record
UAUUCCGGUAUAUACCAAAGAAUCCUUCACAAUGCCAUGUCCUUAUUUAUAUAAAAAUUUAACUAUUUCAUAAAUUUCAAAGAAAAGUUUAUAUCCACACUGGAAGAAUAAAGUGCAUUUCGAGCCGGAACUGUUUCACUAUAAUUGAAUUUCUUAUCAUUAGCAAUCUAAACAAUAAUAUUAUCUCUCUCGUUUGGAUGCAAACCGAUCCCAUGUAGCCUAAUUGUAGUCAAGUGAAGAACAAAGCCGGCAUCGUUACUCUCUACAAAAAAAUCAGGAUUACAAAAACUCGUAGUGAAUGAGAAGUCUGGUUUAAGAGCUGAAGAUGUUUUUCAUAUUUUAAAUUCUUUUUCUUUAAUUCUGGCGAAUUCACAUCAAUUAGAUUACCUUUAAUAACUUAAGAAAAAUCUUUUUAAAUUAUUCCUUUCUAUAUUUAAAGAACUUUAUCAGAUAACAUUUAAGUGAAAUUUUGUUAAUAAAAUGCUGCAAUGCAGCUUAGCCAACGAGGUCUACUUUUUAGGCUUCUUUAGAACAAAAAAAAUUUUUUUUUUAAUGAAAGAUAAGGAGAAAGAAUCUUUACAAAUGGUUUAGGUGUUCAGUUGGACUUUAGUAAGAAACCUUUUGUGUGCAGCGAAUUGGGUGGCGAUUCGUUAUCGUAUGUGAUUAUUUUACAUACGGACAAUCGUUUUAAUCAGUAAUGAGAAGUGGUAACUAGACGUUCUCCGUUUUUAAAUUUAAACAAUAUGGACUCCGAUGAUGGAUUUAUUAGUUCAAGCAACUACAGCAAACAAAAUAAAUCCCGGAGGCCAUGUUAUUCAUAUGUGGAAGGGCAAAGGACACGAUUUUGUCCAUUAUAAACCUAACACACCUAUUGGAUCUUUAGAUACAAACACCAUAUAUAUUGUGCCUAAAAGUUCAGUUAUAGAUCCUCCUACAAAAAGAAUGUCCAAGACUGUGAAACAGCCAUUUGAGCAAACCUUUAGACUACAGGUAAAUCUGCCAAGGAAUCAAUUAAUGGUUUUAAGAGUCAGUCCAAAAACUCAAUUAAGAGAGGUAAAACAAAUGGCAUGUACAGAAAAACAUUUAGAUCCAUCAAAAUAUCAAUUAGUUCAUCCAAAUCGUCCCAGCCAAAUAUUGGAUCUGUCUACACAGUUAAUUGAUUAUGGUAGUACAGAAAUCACAUUAAUGUCCAUAUCGAAUAUAGAAGCCAAUAUUUAUAAUUCAGCAACAGAUCUAAUAGCUUUCUCUACAAGAGAAGAAGACAAAAAGAAAAAAGGAAUUCUUAGCAUUUUCUCCAAGAAAAAAAACAAAGGAAGUUUUGGAGGAUCUAGUAGUGAUUCUGUAAAUAAAGGAAUAUCUCCAUAUAACACUCUAGAAAACGCAUCUAAAUCAGGUUUAAAGAAAAGACCUGCACCUCUCCCACCACAAACAAAACUUGUUAAUAGUAGGAUUGAAUCAGUUUCACAUUCUCGUCACAGUUCUGACUCUAGUGGAUAUCAUGAAUCAUCUGUAUUUAGUGAUUCUCCAGAAACAUCAAGUGGAAGUGGAUUGAGCAGUCUUGAUUCAACUGAUAACCAUGUGAAUGGUAAACUAAGUAAUGGUAUUACAAAAAUGGUUAUUCAAACUCAAUGUACUGCUCCUAAAAAACGAAAAGCCCCACCCCCACCUGUUCUGUCAGCUGAAACUCAAAAUAAAGAAAAUUUCAAAAAUAUAUCUGAUGAUAAUAGCAAAGAAAGCAAAUGUCCUGUUAUCGAUGCAUCACCUGAAUAUGAAGAAGAUGAAGUCAUAUUCUCAGCAACUGAUGCAAGGAGAAUGAGUCUUUCAUCUUUGGGAACGAUUGAUGAUAUUGAAAAUUCUUUUGAACAAACAAUUGCUGAAGCUCAGCGAGUUAUUGACUUGGAAGAAGAAAUGAAAAAGAACACAGAAGUUAAAGAAUUUGAAGAAAAAGUGAAAUCUGUUACUAAAACUGAAGUUGUAACAUUACAUGCUCGACUGGAACAGGAUAUAAACAAACAACAAAUCCAUUCAGAAAUCAAUACAGCAUUUAAUGCUUUACAAUUGCAAAAGGACAUGAAAAAAAAUGCUUGUUAUGAUAUAGAUAGAAAAGAAGAAGAACAGAAUCAAAAUGAAAAACAAACUGAUGAUAAAACUACAUUGCAAGUUUUACCAAUGCCAUGUAGAAAACUAGCCUCUUCUGAUGAAUCUAGUGAUGAAGUGUUUGAAAGAUGUAAUCAUGUAAUAAGAAAGAAAUCAAGGUCUAAAACAAAACGAAAACAAAAACCAGCUCAACAAAUAACAGAUAACACUAAAGAUGAUUCUAAAAAGUUAGAAAAUUUCUCAAUUGGUUCUUAUACAUCAAAUGAAAAUUAUUUAGUUCCAUGUGAACAAAUAACUGAAAGAAAAACAGAGCAUGGUUCACUUCAGAGAUCAUCGGAAAGAAAAUGCAUUACAAAAUCAGAAUCUUUUAAUGUAUCAAGAGAAGAAUGGAUUAAAAUUCGACCAAAGAAAGGUGGUUAUGGAGGUCCUGGAGUACGAAUUCGUUCAUUUUUAGAGAGAAGUGAUAAAAAGAAGCCAAAUGAUAACAAAGUUUAUGGACUAGAAGGAUCUGUGAGAGGUAUAAAAGGGCAAGUGAGACUUCGAUGUGCUGAGAUAACAGAUAUGGGAUUUUCACCUGCCUUAAAGGAAAAGUCCAGAUCAAUGUUAAAUUUAAUUCCUGAAAACAACAUUAAUGUUGAGACUGAAAUACCACUUGAUACCAAAGAAGAAAAUUCAAACAAUUCUAGUUUAUUGAAGCGUGCUUUAUCUGAACAUAAUUUGAGUGGUGCAGAUUUAAUGAUUAAUGAAGAAUCUAAAUCUGAAUUUGCAAAGGAACAAGAACGUCUGCAACAAGAAUACAGAAAGUUACAAAAACAAUUUGUAGUCUGGCAGAAACAACUAAUGUCUAAUCAUACAUUAUUAGAAAAAGAAUGUUUAUUCCCAAAAAAGUGUGUAAUUCAAGAAGAUAAACCCACAAAAAGUAAUCAUUUUAAACCUGUUGUUAAAGUAAGAGAAUCAAAAUCAUUAACAAGAAACACAAAAUCAGAAUUAUUAAAUAAUGUAACAUUAUCAACUUGGGAUUCAAACAGGUUAACAGAUUAUUCUUCUUUGCCAAAUAAAUCCAGUAUUCGUCAGUCAUUUUCAGAAAAGAGGAAUGAGAAAAUAGACAUAAAUUCUUCAGAUUUAAAAAUCAAAACAAAGAAUUUGUCAUCCAAUGGCUUACGUUCUUCUUCUAACAAAACUUAUUUUAAACCACCAGCAGUGAGAUCUUCAAGCAGUACAAGACAACGAUUACCUCCUGAGGUGCGUACUGAAGAUGAAGAGAAAAAUAUUUCAAUUAAUAAAAUUGAAAAUAGAAAAGAAAGAAUAAGUAGAAGAGAUAGUUUUGAAAAAUUUGAAAAUUCAAAAAUGACUAUUCAGAAUCAACCUCCAGAAAACAUUUCUGUUGAUAAUAGGAAAAAUGGAACAGUAAAGUCAACUAAUGUUAAAAAUAUCAAAUCUACCUUAGAAAUUUCAAAGGUGAGUGAAAAAUCAACUAAUAAAACACCAAUCAAAGGAUCAGUGCCAAUGUAUACUUAUUUUGGAGGACCACUACAUAAAAAUAAUUAUAAUUCCCAAAUUCAUAAUUAUGAUGAUUCAUGGUCAAAAAAAGAAAAUCAACAGAAAUUGCAAACUAAUACAAAUACCAAAGAACAAAAUGUAAUACAUUGUUUAGUUACAGUGCCACCUCCACCACCUCCACCGCCACCGCCACCUCAACUUCCUUUGCCUACUGAUGUUAAUAAACAAACUUCUGUUUGCCAAACUGUAGAAAAGAAACCACGAACAUCAGUGUCUAAUCAUUCUGUUGAUCCACGUGAUAAGUUAAUGAUAGAAGUUAGGAAUUUUGGAGGACGAAAAGGACUUCGUAAGAUAUCAAAUCCAGAACCUGCCUGGCAGUUAAAUGUGUUUGGUCCACAGUUCACUUCAAAAGCUUAAUAAAAUUGGAUGCCUUAAAAAAUAAUAAUCUGCUAGAAUUAAUGAUGAAAAAUCUGUUUAAUUAAUGUAAUUAAUACGAACAGCUAUAAUCAACUUUGAAAUUAGUAUUAAAUUGUAAAUACUGUAUUGGUUAAAUUCUGUAUCAAUGUGUAUCUAUUUUGUUUUUAUUGAAAUGGACUCAUGGGUAAAUCAUUCCAUGUAGUAAAUGUUGUCGUAACUAAUUUUCUAUCUAAUGAAAAGGAAGAUAAACUGUAUUGUACAUAAGAAAAAAUAAUGUAAAGUUGAAAAUGGUAAAUUUUAACUAAUUUGUAUAUUUUCAACUUAUUUGUAAUUCACAACAGUAAAUUAAAUGUGAAGUCUAUAUAAAAU